Melozone crissalis (California towhee) is the source of this 1194-nucleotide messenger RNA. Its product is annotated as leucine-rich repeat LGI family member 4-like. Lineage: Eukaryota; Metazoa; Chordata; Aves; Passeriformes; Passerellidae. The coding region runs from base 1 to 1194 and encodes 397 amino acids. The transcript is spliced from 6 exons. The record is from RefSeq and is a predicted model, not a curated record.
AUGACGGGAGUUGUAGGCAAUGACCUCCGGGGGAACGCCCUGCGCUGGCUCCUGGCCUGGGGCCGCGCCCGCCCCUCCCCCCCAGGGGGCCGCUGCCGAGCGCCCCUCCCCCACCUGGGCGUGGCCCUGGCGCAGCUCCGCCCCCAGCAGCUCCAGUGCCAGAGGCACGAGCUGCGUCCGUUCCAGACGCUGCCGUUCUCGUCCCUGGGCGCCGCCCCCGCGUCCCUCGGGGGCCACCCCUGGGUGUUCGUGGCGCAGCCGGAGCUCGGCGCCAGCUCGGGGGCAAACAAAGGAAAAAUGAGGGGGAGGUUCCGGGCUCAGAGCGUGGUCAAUGGCUCGUCCCCGGCGUCCUGCCACCCCGUGGUGGUGGCCGACACGCCGCUCCUGGUGGUGGCCCAGCCGCGCGGCGGCUCCUGGGUGCGGCGCCGCUCGGGCUCCUCCUUCGUGCGCCGCCAGUCCCUGGGCCAGGGCCGCCUGCGCCGUCCCCACGCCGUCACCUCCGCCCGCCUGGGCGGCCGCCUCUACCUGGGCGUGGCCGACGGCUCCAAGGGCGGCGUCUCCGCCGUGUUCCGCCGGGCUUCCGGAGCCUUCUACCCGGCGCAGGCGCCGCGGCCGUGGCGGCGCGACACGCGCCUGGAGUUCCUGGAGCUGGGCGGCCGCGCGGCGCGGGUGGCCCGCGGCGCCGCCAGGAGGCCCCGGGCGUUCCUGCGGGGCGCCGGCGGCUUCGCGCCGCACGUGGACGUCCCGCACGCGCCCGACGUCUACGCGGCCGAGCGCUUCGGCGUGGAGGGCGGCGUGUUCCCGUGUCUCGCCCGGUUCCUGGGGGACGCCGAGGUGAGGAACGGGCGGGAGGCUGUGGCGGCAGCCGCCCCGUCCCGCCGCGCUCCCGGCCCGGGCGGUGCCUGCAUUGGAGCGGGAGCCUGCGGGCGGCUCGGGCACAACUUUGCCGGGGCCACGGAGCCGGCGGGCGCGGAGCUGAGCGGCUUCGCCGCCGCGCCGCCUCCCACAUCGCCCGCCCUCCUCCGGGGCUCGGCCGGGCCGGGGGCGGCUGCGGCCCCGCGCCCUCAGGCUGCGCCCGCACGCAGCGGCCCAAGGCGCCCGCCCCUCACGGCACCUGCGGCGCCCCCCUCCCACACGGGGGCCGCCGCCGCCUCACUUGUGGGAUUCUUAGUCCCUGUCUUAAAUAAAGUAUGA